Molecule: messenger RNA, 2202 nt
Organism: Phytophthora sojae
Lineage: Eukaryota; Oomycota; Peronosporomycetes; Peronosporales; Peronosporaceae
Exons: 1
Coding region: 1-2202 (733 amino acids)
Biological process (GO): lipid metabolic process
Molecular function (GO): triacylglycerol lipase activity
Source: RefSeq, a predicted model, not a curated record
AUGCCGAGGACAGCAGUGCCGAGGCCACCGUCACCCCCGCAAGUGAAGCUGGAGCUGCCGCACACAGCCAGCGAGCACACGAUGCCGCUGGUGCUGCAGCCCAAGGCCGCGUGGAAGGACUCGGAGCGCAUCGCGCAGUUCAUCGCCAACGUGACCAGCGCUGUCUUGGUGGUAGCCAUUGCCAGCUACUACCUGGUACCGACGGCUGCACUGGCGAUGGUCGAGACCCCGCGUCUCGCCGCGCAAGUGCACGAUCGCGCGGUGUGGACGGCAGGAAACGCCUCCGUCGUCUUCACGGACGGGUGGACGGCCAUGCAGAAGCUCGAGAUCAAGCCGUCCAGCUCGUUCGUGUCUGUCCUGCAGCGAAUGCUCAACAGUCCGCAGGUCACUGCGGCGCUCACGCUGACGAUCACGUGCUUGAUUCUCCUCCGCAAGUACAAGGUCAUCGGCUGGUUCCUGUAUCUGCAGGCAGGCGUGACGCUGCAGUGGGGGAUUGCACUGUACCAAUUGGCGCGCAUUCUCUUCUCCAUGUCGUGCUACUUCACAGUAAAGUUCGUUAAGGUCGUGAUCGCGCUGCUCCGACGCGGGUAUUCCAGUAUCUUCGGCGUUCGCAACCGACAGGCUGUAGCAUUGCGGCAGCUAAUGAAAACAGCUCCGACACACGCGGUGUGGGCGGAGAUGGCCGAGUACCUGGACACGCUGGAGGGGAAAGACCACUGGAAAACCACCAUCUCGGACGAGGACCUGGAGUAUUGUGACUUUGUGCAGUUGAAAAAGAACUUCACUGCCUUGACGCGCGCCAUGAAUGAAAAGAAGCCGAAUAUUCGAGAGCUGCGGUACAUGAUUUCGGCCUGCGUGAUGCGCAACGAACUGGGCGUGGACUCGCCCAGCCUGCACCUCGAGUGCAAGUCUGGCACUAAAGCCGUGAUCAACGAGUACAAUGACGCUGUCGUGCGUGCGCUGGAGAUGCUUGGCAACGCGAGCGAGGACGAGUUCCCGCUUGCGGAAAAGGUCCAAUUUUUCAAGCACAUCAAGCAGUCGUUCGGGUCGACGGCGUUGUGUCUGAGUGGAGGCGGCUCCAUCGCCAUGUAUCACAAAGGCAUUAUCAAGGCGCUGCUCGAAGCAGAUCUAAUGCCCAACAUCGUAUCUGGGUCGUCUGGAGGUGCUAUCACAGCAGCCAUGAUCGCUUGCAAGACCAAUCAGGAAUUGCUGGACGAUAUCAUCCAGGACGACGUGUCGACGAGAUUCAUUCCGUUGGGCAUUCGCUGGUUCCCACCGCUUCUGGAGCAGAUAACACAUUGCAUCAAGACGGGCUUCCUGGUUGAGUGCUCGACGUUCGAGCGUACUACCCAGCAUUACUACGGCGAGCCAUUGAACGAGGUGCAGAAGACGAUGUACUACACGUUCCAGGAUGCCUACCUCAAGACUGGUCGUCACGUGUGCAUUACUGUCUCGGCCUCGGACGUCAACAGUGCGCACAAAGGCCCCAAGAAACUGUUGCUGGACCACGUCAACUCGCCGCACGUUUUGCUUUGGAGUGCCGUGGCGUGCUCCUGCUCGCUGCCUGGCAUUAUGAAGAGCAAACAGCUCAUGGCGCGCGACUUUGACGGCAAUGUCGUGCCGUACAACUCGCUGGGCAAGGAGUGGUGCGACGGCAGCAUCCAGGCCGAUUUGCCUAUGGAGACGAUGGCUAGCUGCUUCAACGUGACCAACUUCAUCGUAUCCCAGGUGAACCCACACGUCGUGCCGUUCGUGGGCGACGAGAUCAACCAGCCUGGCUUUCGCAAGAGCAUUUUCCACACGCUCGAGAGCGUGAUCGCAGCCGACGUGCGUCACCGCCUCAAGAUGCUGGCGUUCCUCGGGCUGUUCCCCAAGAUCUACGGCCACCAGUUCAGCGCGUACUUCCGGCAGAAUUUCUCGGGUAACGUGACCCUCGUGCCCGAGUUUUCGUUCCAGGAGGCCGUCGGCAUCAAGGCCAUCCAGAACCCGACCAAGCAGGAAAUGCACGACUACAUUGAGGGCGGGCAGCGCACUGCGUGGCCGAAGCUGGCCUACAUCCGCCACCUGUGCAGCAUCGAGAAAUGCCUGGACCGCCAGCUCAGCCGCUUGCGGGGGCCGUUUGUUGUGCCCUACAGCAACUGGCUGCACCCAGACUCCAAGGAGCUUCAAGCAAACCGGAACAAGACACCACACACAGCAUAA